GAUCGUCAAUCCCCGGUCUCUUGUCUGCUUACAAAUACUAUAAUCUAAUCACUGAAUCAUUUGGGUUUGGGGGCUUGAUUGUAGCUGAACUGGACCCAACCUUUAACGAAUUAAAUCCUUGUGGUUCUAGAGGUUGGACCCAGUAUUGAUGGAUUUUUUUGGGCUUAUAUGGCCCAGUAUUCCAAGCUUUUAUCUAUUUUCUCUCUUAGUUAAUGGGCUUUCUUUUUCGUCCUUGAGGCUUUGCUGUUCAAUCCUCUGUUGUUCUUCUCUCAAAGCUUCCGCUUAAUUGAUUUUAUUGUCUGUUCGGUAGAAAAGAAAGAAAAAGAUGGGGAGCUAGUUGGAGGAUCAACCGAAGCUUCCAAAGGUUAAGACAAUAGCAUUGGUGGUUCUGGACGGCUGGGGUGAGAAUAAACCCGAUCAGCACAACUGCAUCCAUGUUGCCAAACCAUCAUGUCUCUCCUCUCCUACCCCUUUGUUCAGUUGAGUUGCCUUUAUCCAACCCAACCACGAAGGCAGACAACACCUUCCCCUAUGACCCGGCCAACCAUUUGUCAGUACAGAGGAAAAUAGAGUUGUUAUCCUGAUUUUAUAAGACAAGGCGGCCUUUGGUCUCACAGAUUUAUGUCUGUGUCUCAUCGUUGCAUUCGUUAUCUUAGUUACCAAACCAGAAACCUUCAAGCUAUUGCUUCAAUCGAAGUCUUGUUAAUAAAACAUCAGAAACGAUAUGCCCACAUCCGCCGCUCCCUCAAAGAAUUGCCCCUUCGAGAUAUCUACUCAUUUAAUGGUCAACUUGUCUCAUAUUUUCGGAAUGGCGACAUUCAAGCAACAUGGGCUCUCUUUUGUCACAUGCAUUUUUCAUGCUGUGACCUUAACGCAUAUACUUUUACACCAGUUUUGAGUGCAUGCUCUGCGUUGCCGGGCACAAAACAUGGAAAGCAAGUGCAUGGACUAAUGGUUAAAACAGGUGUGGAUGCGGGAACAGUAGCCAAAACUGCACUAAUGAACCUUUAUUCAAAGUAUGGAUGCUUGGAUGACUCAGCUAGGGCGUUUGAAGAAAUUGAACUGAAGGAUGUUGUGACAUGGAAUGCUUUGAUUUCAAGCUUUUUGAGGCAUGGUCUUGCUAAAAAAGCACUUGAUGUUUUCGCAACAAUGAGAAGGGAAAAAGUGCCCCAUAGCGAGUUUACGUUGUGUUCUGUGCUAAAAGCUUGUUCUUCUUUGAAGGCUUUUGAACAAGGAAAGCAGAUUCAUGGUUUGGUUGUUGUGUUUGGCCGUGAUUUGGUGAUUUUGGGUACUGCACUUAUCGACUUUUACUCAGAUAUUGAGCGUAUUAGUGAAGCCCUGAAAGUUUUCUCUAGUUUGAACAAUAUGAUGGACAGUGUAAUGUGCAACUCUUUGAUCAGAGGCUGCAUCAAAAAUCGAAAGUACAAAGAGGCAUUUUCAAUUAUGAGUAAAAUGAGACCCAAUGUAGUUGCACUUACUAGUGCUCUUGGAGCUUGCUCUGAAAACUCGGAUUUGUGGGUUGGAAAGCAAAUUCAUUGUGUGGCAUUACGGUUUGGGUUUACUGAUGAUACUCAAUUAUGUAAUGUCAUAUUGGAUAUGUAUGCAAAGUGCGGGAAGAUUUUGAAUGCAAGAUCAUUGUUUGAUGGGAUUUUACACAAAUGUGUGGUUUCAUGGACGAGUAUGAUAGAUGCAUAUGGGAGUCAUGGAUAUGGGCUUGAAGCUCUUGAGCUAUUCAAGCUGAUGGAGGUGAAAGGAAAUGGUGUUAUGCCCAAUUCUGUAACAUUUCUUGCUGUUUUAUCUGCUUGCGGGCAUUCAGGGCUGGUUGAAGAAGGCCAAAAGUGUUUUAAUUUAAUGAGGGAGAAGUAUGGUCUUGACCUGCAUCAAGAACAUUAUGCUUGCUUCAUUGAUGUUCUAGGUCGGGCUGGCCAAAUAGAUGAGGCAUGGUGUCUUCUCGAUGAUAUGAUUAAGAAUGGUACCAGGCCUACAGCAGUAAUAUGGAUAGCAUUGCUAAACGCUUGUAGUCUUAAUCAAGAUAUUGCUAGAGGUGAGCUUGCUGCGAAACAUCUAUUGGAAUUAGAACCAGACAAGCCUGGGAAUUACGUGCUGCUUUCAAAUUUCUAUGCCACUAUUGGAAGGUGGGAUUCUGUUGAUAACUUGAGAGAUAUAAUGAGGAAGAAAGGGCUCACUAAAGAAGCAGGAAGUAGUCGAGUCACUGUUAAACGCCAUAAUGACACUGGUACCAUUAGAGAUAGUCGUAUUGCCAGGGCAUUCCUUUGAAAAUGUACAAUCAAUUUCUUUCAUUUACUUUCAGUAACUUCUCUUGAAUAGAGUACACAUUGUUUUUAUUGGAUAUUUUGUUUGAAAGUUUUAUAACAGAAUCAAAUAGCAUCAGAUAUUUAUGAAGGACGAUAGGAAGCUAUUAAUU
Molecule: messenger RNA, 2425 nt
Organism: Durio zibethinus
Lineage: Eukaryota; Viridiplantae; Streptophyta; Magnoliopsida; Malvales; Malvaceae
Product: Tetratricopeptide repeat (TPR)-like superfamily protein
Biological process (GO): RNA modification
Molecular function (GO): protein binding; RNA binding
Source: RefSeq, a predicted model, not a curated record